AUGUCCGCCACGGGGGAUCGCGAACCAACGCCAGAGGGCCAAGAAGACCUGGCAAGUCUGAUCGGAGCUGGCGCCGGGGCAGUUGAAGCGGGGCUGGGCCGCGGCCCGGGUCCUGACGAGGGCCAGGCCCCCAUGGCCGCCGAGGAGGCCAAGGCUUCAGAGCUCGAGGGAGGCCCCGGGGAGGAGGCAGAGGAGAGAGAGGAGGGGGCCCAGGCCGCUGCCACGGGGGGAUCUGAAGAGGACCCUGACUGGGGGCCGGUGCCCCGGGAGGAAGAGGACCCCGACUUGGGGCCGGCGCCCCGGGAGGAAGAGGACCCCGACUUGGGGCCGGCGCCCCGGGAGGAAGAGGACCCCGACUUGGGGCCGGCGCCCCGGGAGGAAGAGGACCCCGACUUGGGGCUGGUGCCCCGAGAGGGGAACCAGGCCUUGGUCGUCAGGGGCGUGAAUGUUGUCCUGCACGCACACCACUUCCCCAUGCUGGGCUUCCGCUGGGUGUUCCUGGACAUGAGCAAUUCAUUCCUCCACCAGGUCUAUCGUAACGACCACAUCCUGAUCCGGGCACCCAGAGCUCGCGUGAAUCUCAGGCACGAUGCCCCCACGGCCCCUGCAUCCCCCGAGCCUCCAGUGCUCCAUGUGCCUGAGCUGCCCAGGGUCAGACUCGCAUUAAGCCUGGGUUAUGGCGGCCUCCUCAGCCUGCCUCCGGCCGCGCCCAUUCAACAACUCGAGGGCGCGGUUGGGCCUGCUCAAGAGUCUGAGCAGGCCAAAGAUGGCGUCACCACGACCUGGGAAUCCACAGAGCCUGUGGAGGUGGCCAUCAGCGAGGAGGCCAUCAGCAAGACGGCCGUCAGUGAGGCAGUCACCAGAGAAGAGGCCAUCAGCAAGGAGACCAUCAGCGAGGAGACCAUCAGAGAGUCAGCCAUCAGCCAGGAAACCAUCAGCGAGGCAGUCAUCAGAGAGGCGGCCAUCAGAGAAGAGGCCAUCAGUGAGGGAGCCAUCAGCCAGACGGCCAUCAAAGAGAAGGCCAUCAGCGAGGAAACCAUCAGUGAGGCAGCCACCAGAGAAGCAACCAUCAGCCAGGUGGCCAUCAGCAAGGCAGCCAUCAAAGAGAAGGCCAUCAAAGAGGAGGCCAUCAGUGAGGCAGCCAUCAGUGAGGAGGCCAUCAGAGAGGCAGCCAUCAGCGAGGAGGCCAUCAGAGAAGCAGCCAUCAGCAAGGAGGCCAUCAGUGAGGCGGCCAUCAGCAAGGCGGCCACCAGAGAAGAGGCCAUCAGCGAGGCAGCCAUCAGCGAGGAGACCAUCAGAGAGGCGGCCAUCAGCGAGACAGCCAUCAGCGAGACGGCCAUCAGCGAGACGGCCAUCAGUGAGGCAGUCACCAGAGAAGAGGCCAUCAGCAAGGCAGCCAUCAGCGAGGAGACCAUCAGAGAGGCAGCCAUCAGCAAGACAGCCAUCAGCGAGACGGCCUUCAAUGAGGCAGUCAUCAGUGAGGCAGCCAUUAAAGAGGAGGCCAUCAGCAAGGCAACCAUCAGCAAGGCGGCCUUUAGCGAGGCAGCCAUCAAAGAAGAGGCCAUCAGCCAGGUGGCCAUCAGCAAGGCAGACAGCAGUGAGGCAUCCAGCAGCAAGGAAGUCAUCAGCAAAGCUGCAAAGGGGCUUGCCAGCAAGGCCAUGGAGAUGGCCUUAGAAGAGGUUACAAAAGAGUCCACCAGCAAGGCCAUGGAGGCAGCCACCUGCAAGGCCGUAGAGGAGGCAGUCAACAAGUUUGCGGAGGAGGCUGCCCGCAAGGCUGUUGAGGAAGCCAUAAAGGAAGUUGCCAGCAAGGCUGCCAACAUGGCUGUGGAGGAGGCCAUCAGCAAGUUUGCAGAGGAGGCUGCCUACAAGGCUGUAGAAGAGGCCAUAAAGGAAGCUGUCAACAAGGCCAUGGAGGAAGCUGCAAAGGAGGUCGUCAGUAAAGUGAUGGAGGAAGCAGUCAGCACGUUUGCAGAGGAGGCUGCCUGCAAGGCCCUGGAGGAAGCCACAAAGGAAGCUGCCAACAAGGCCGUGGAGGAAGCUGCGAAGGAGGUCGUCAGCAAAGUGAUGGAGGAAGCAAUCAGCAAGUUCGCAGAGGAGGCUGCCUGCAAGGCCCUGGAGGAGGCCACAAAGGAAGCUGCCGCCAACAAGGCCAUGGAGGAGGUCGCAAAAGAGACAGUCAGCAAGGCACUGGAUGAAGUGGUCAGCAAGUUCUCAGAGGAAGCCUCCAGCAAGGCCAUAGAGGAGGCCACAAAGGAAGCCACCGUGAAGGAGGCAGUCAGCAAGGUGGUGGAGCAGGCAUUCAGCAAAUUCACAGAGGAGGCAGCCAGCGAGGCAUUGGAAGAGGUCGCAGGGAAAGCCGCAGAGGAAGCUGCAGGCCCAGAGGGUGCUGCAAUUGAGGAAGAAAAAGAGGAAGGAAAUGAGAAGAAAAACGAAGAAGGACCUGAGAAGGAUCCAAAAGAUGACAAACCUGGAAAAUCAAGUUUGGAAGAAUAGAAAGAAAAGGACAGCAGCAGAAGAAACAACCCAUUCUUGCUGGAUUCUUCAUUUUUGAAACCCAAGGAGACUUCAACCCUAAUUUCAUUCCAAUAUUCACCACCCAAAAAGUGCCUUCCAAUGUUAACUCGCUUAUGUCUACAUUUUAAAGAUACAGUUGAUAGCAUUUGUUCAAGUUAAAAGUCUGUUUUAAACACUUAAAUUAUAAUAUAUAAGCAGAUUUUCUUUAAGAUAAGUAAUUUGCAAAUACUUGUUCACUUCUUUUUGUUUAGAUCAACUUUAUCUUCAUUCUGAAGGACAGCUUUCUACCAUUUGGCAGACUUGCUUUAAAUUAUUUUGUUCAGCUCAAACGAUGAAAAUUUCAAGUUUUAAGCAGGUUUUUGUAAAGACAGUGAUAGAGAGCAUCAGGACUUUAGUUAAUGUUACACUGUGUACUAGUCACUAGCCAUGGGCAGCUCCUGAGCACUUGAAAUAUGAUUAGCACAGUAGGAGACCUGCUAUAAUGCAAAAAGUAAUGCUUCAUUGUGUUAAAAUAACAUCGUGUUAACUAAAAUAUAGCAUUAAAAUUACUUUGUUUCCUUUUGC
Molecule: messenger RNA, 3081 nt
Organism: Ochotona princeps (American pika)
Lineage: Eukaryota; Metazoa; Chordata; Mammalia; Lagomorpha; Ochotonidae
Product: meiosis-specific nuclear structural protein 1-like
Exons: 3
Coding region: 1-2496 (831 amino acids)
Source: RefSeq, a predicted model, not a curated record